AUGGCCUACCCAAACUAUGUCUUCUCCAUCUUCGCCUUUGUCGGCUUCAUCAUCAGUAUGGUUCCGCUACCCUGGCAUUUGGAAGCAUGGAAUAUUGGGACAUGCUCGUAUAUGCUAUGGGUCGGAGUCGGGUGUUUGAUGUACUUUAUCAAUUCCAUCGUCUGGAACGGGAAUGCUAUAAAUUGGGCACCUGUUUGGUGUGAUAUCUCGACUCGGUAUAUCAUCGCCUUGACUGUCGCUAUUCCUGUCUGUUCCCUGUGUAUCAACCGCCGACUAUACUAUAUCGCAACAUCGGAUACGGUCAUGCACUCUAAGAAAGAGAAACGCCGUGCGAUCAUCAUUGAUUUAGCGAUGUGUAUUGGUGUGCCAGUGUUUGAGAUGAUUAUCGCCUACAUCCCUCAAGGGAACCGUUUCAACAUCUAUGGUGAUUUCGGCUGUGCCCCUGCCAUCUAUCAGACCUGGGUCGCAGUAGUCCUGUACCUAUUACCUCCCAUUCUUAUCGGUUGUGUCUCGGCGGUGUAUUGUGUUCUGACCAUCAUUGCAUUUAACCGACGCCGCUUGCAGUUCAAGGAAGUCCUGUCUGCUCAUUCGAACUUGAGCUCGAGUCGCUACUACCGGCUUAUGUUCAUGGCAUCCGUGGACCUCAUAUUGACGGUUCCCCUCGCAACUUACGUUCUCGUAAUGAACACGCACAAUUUGCAGCCCUGGAUCAGCUGGGAGAAUGUACAUUACGAUUUCUCUCGUGUGGACCAGAUACCGUCAAUUCUCUGGAGGUCAGUGUCAACAGGAACGCUGAUCGACCUGCAGCGGUGGUUCGUUGUCAUGGGCGCCUUCGUGUUCUUCUUGCUCUUUGGCUUCGCGGACGAAGCUAAGAAGCACUAUCGCGCCGCCUUUAGUUCGGUUGUCAAGCGUGUCACCAGCACUUCUCUCGGCUCUACGACUAUUGGUUCGAAAUGGUCGUCCAGUGCCAAUGGCAGUCUACCUGUCUUCAUCGAGAAGAAGGUCGUCAAGAAGCACGACUCUUUGGAGUCCUUCACCGACAUGUCGUUGUCACAUUCCAACGACUCCAAGGAAAAGUCGUUCUCUGGCGAUGUCUCCUUUGGCGCGUACUCUUUUGCUGAUGUGGGCGGUGCCCUCAACAGUCCUGCAAAGGACCCCUUCGCACCCAAGUCUGUUGUCGCCUCUUCCUCCUCUUCCGUGAUCUCAGAUUCAUCUUCCUCGACACCGCCGAAAUACACUUCCCAGGAGGACCUCACCAUUGAGAUCUCCUCUGUUCGUCGUCUUUCUAUCAUCGAACCUGCCGCCCCACCGCGCACCUUGGACCUUUCCAAUAUUCCAAGGCACUCGGUUGACCUACCAAAGCCAGUUGGAGCGAAUACACCCGAUGUUGUAUGAUGGUGACCAAAACGGCGAUACCCUUUUCCCACCACGACCACAUGCGCAACCACCACUCUCAAACUGUAUUUUUAGGGCCAGUCUUCCUCACGUUCUCUCAUUUUUACGGCUCUACAGAGAGCACAGUAGCUUACAGUCUUUGCAAUAUCCCUAUUACUAUGUAUUUGGUAGAUUUAUCAUUUAUCCGCCUUCAUUGUGUCUACUAUAUCACAUUGUCACCUCGGUUUUCGUGUUGUUGGAUAGGAUUCCGUGGAAUGCAAAUACAGAAAAAAUUGAAUAUCCACCCCCCCCCGGUCCCUUGCCCUUGUAUUUGAAUGCGAGUUUCUAUGCAGCGGUGGCGGCCGACAUUGCUUGAUUGGAAACCAUCAUGACCGAGUCGCUUCCGCAAUUAGAGCGGGAAUAUAUUGCGAAAUUAGUUGCGACCCUCAAUGAUAUUCUGACCAACUGCCUUGUCGCUGUCUACCUUUUCGGG
This is a messenger RNA of Desarmillaria tabescens, 1867 nucleotides long. Its product is annotated as putative pheromone receptor. Gene Ontology annotation, cellular component: plasma membrane. The coding region runs from base 1 to 1395 and encodes 464 amino acids. Gene Ontology annotation, biological process: G protein-coupled receptor signaling pathway. The transcript is spliced from 7 exons. The record is from RefSeq and is a predicted model, not a curated record. Gene Ontology annotation, molecular function: mating-type alpha-factor pheromone receptor activity. NCBI's taxonomy places the organism in Eukaryota, Fungi, Basidiomycota, Agaricomycetes, Agaricales, Physalacriaceae.